AUUGCGUUGAGGAGGUUCGGCGGGCAGGUAUUUUUGCCUGGCAAAAAUGGGUGAACCUCAGCAAGUGAGUGCCCUUCCUCCGCCUCCGAUGCAAUAUAUAAAAGAAUAUACUGAUGACAAUAUCCGUAAAGGCCUGGCUCCAAAGCCACCUCCACCUGUGAAAGACAGCUAUAUGAUGUUUGGUAAUCAGUUUCAAUGUGAUGAUCUGAUUAUUCGACCUUUGGAAAGUCAAGGUAUUGAACGGUUACAUCCUAUGCAGUUUGAUCACAAGAAGGAAUUAAGAAAACUUAAUAUGUCCAUUCUGGUUAACUUUCUGGAUCUUUUGGACAUCUUGAUAAGGAGCCCAGGGAGUAUAAAGCGAGAGGAAAAACUGGAAGACUUGAAACUGCUUUUUGUUCAUGUCCAUCAUCUUAUAAAUGAGUAUCGGCCUCACCAAGCUAGGGAGACGCUAAGAGUCAUGAUGGAGGUGCAGAAACGUCAGCGUCUGGAAACAGCAGAGCGAUUUCAGAAGCACUUGGAGCGAGUUGUAGAGAUGAUUCAGAACUGCCUGGCUUCCUUGCCUGAUGAUCUGCCUCAUUCAGAGGGAGGACUGCGAGUGAAAGUGGAAAAAAUGGAUACAGAUGAUAGCAGCAACUGUCUUGGGCAGAGUGAAAUGCAGAGAGAGCGUUCUGGUGGCAAGAGAGAUCAGGUUUUGGAUAAAGAUGCAGCUAUGUGUAGCAUUAUUGAUGAAAUGACGUGAGGAAAACACUAGCUUAUCAUAGUGAGAGGCAGAAUGUGUUGCAUUGGACAAGCAGACAAGGUGUUUAUUGUGCACUUGUUGGAGAUUGCGAGUGACUGAGCAGAUGACAAUGUUUUCUGUUACACUUCUGUUUGACACUUUUUGCUUUUUUUGAGUAUGUUGCUUUGUUUUUCCCAAUUGCUUUGUAGUGAGGAAGCCAGUCAGGGAUCUGGCCAAAAGGAAUUGCAUUUGGUAGUUCCUGCAUUUCAAAUAAGUGCUAGUUGUGUACAGUUUCAGUGGGUCCUUCCACCAAUGUGUAAUUCAGUGUUAAAAAUAAAAUGUA
This is a messenger RNA of Indicator indicator, 1061 nucleotides long. It is a transcript of the gene MED7, whose product is annotated as mediator complex subunit 7. Gene Ontology annotation, cellular component: mediator complex. Bases 47 to 739 code for a protein of 230 amino acids. Gene Ontology annotation, biological process: regulation of transcription by RNA polymerase II. The transcript has 2 exons. Gene Ontology annotation, molecular function: transcription coregulator activity. NCBI's taxonomy places the organism in Eukaryota, Metazoa, Chordata, Aves, Piciformes, Indicatoridae. The record is from RefSeq and is a predicted model, not a curated record.